AUGAAAGUUUCCAACGAUGACGCCAGUUCGGUUAUUCCUCGAAAAAUUAUCAAGCUAAGUCGUGAAGAAUUGCAAGCAGCUGACAGUGAUACUCUCGUCGAGAAAGUUCUGUCGUUGACUGAUCAACUCAGCCAAGUCACCGAAGUGGCGAAAAAGUUAAAGACUCGUGAAGCGCAAGCCCGCUUACAAUUCAUUCAGAAGGAUAAGGAGCUCAAGGAUCUUAUCAGGGAGCGCAAUGAUGCUUACUAUAGUGGAGUUAGCAUGGGUCCCACUCAGAGGGAUCAGCUACUCGAUCCAUUCUUUUAUGAGGCCUUUAUUUCUAUGAAAGAGAAGAUAGCUAGCAAGGACAAGGAGAUCACCGCUUUGAAGGAAUCCGUCAAAGCCCUCGAAAGUGGCAAAGAUUGGUUUAGGGAGCGCAAUGAUGCUUACUAUAGUGGAGUUAGCAUGGGUCCCACUCAGAGGGAUCAGCUACUCGAUCCAUUCUUUUAUGAGGCCUUUAUUUCUAUGAAAGAGAAGAUAGCUAGCAAGGACAAGGAGAUCACCGCUUUGAAGGAAUCCGUCAAAGCCCUUGAAAGUGGCAAAGAUUGUAAAAUACUUUAUCAGUUCCUGGAGUCAAAGAAUGCUGCCGUGAAGAAAUUGCGGGAAUGUGACAAGAAUGCACGAAAAAUAGGGCACCUGGAGAAUCGACUUGCUCUAGCACAUGCAGCUCUUCGCGCCAUCAGAAAAGAAAAGAAAGAUCAUGCUCAUGAAAUUGCCGAGAGGGAUGCCAAAAUAGCAGAACUAGAGAAGGAGCUGUUCAACCUUCGCAAUGAAAUGGCCGAAGAGGCUAUUUCGGAGCAUACUGAAUUGGAACCAGAGGAAGAGGUCAAGGCUGAUGCCGAGACGGACGCUGAGGCUGACCAGGUGGAACAGAAGCCUGUAGUCGAGGACGAAGACGACGAUGUGGGUAGCGGUGUUGAUGUUGACGUGUCAAUUCUGCACAGAAGCGGAGAAGACGAUGUCAUCGAGCAAGAAUCCACAGGUAGCGAAGAGCGAUGUGUGUCGGUGGGAGAGAAUGGUGUGCUGAAGAUCACCGUCUGA
Molecule: messenger RNA, 1080 nt
Organism: Ostertagia ostertagi
Lineage: Eukaryota; Metazoa; Nematoda; Chromadorea; Rhabditida; Trichostrongylidae
Source: the annotation of a GenBank genome assembly